Acanthosepion pharaonis is the source of this 1041-nucleotide messenger RNA. Lineage: Eukaryota; Metazoa; Mollusca; Cephalopoda; Sepiida; Sepiidae. The record is from the annotation of a GenBank genome assembly.
AUGUUAUUAUUUAAGCAAUUUCUUUUCAAUAAAUUUGUUUAUGUCACUGGUAAUUUUUUUUUUUCUCUCUCCGACUUUUUUUUCAAAAUUCGUUUUUUUUUUCUCUAUUCUAUCUUCGUGCUUAAUGUUUUCUUAUUUUUCUUUCUUUUUUUGUUCGUCUAUUUUUUUUCUUUUUAUUUGUUUUGUUCUGCGAUUUCAUACAUUUUUCCUUCGAGUUUUUUUUUUCUUACCUUCAUUCAACCAUCACAAUUUUCUAUAGUUCCUUCGUCCUUUCCUUCUUUUCGUUGCAAUUUCUUAAAAGUUUUUCAUUCUUUCUUUUAUAAAUUUAUUUCAUUUCUUUCUUUCAUUCUCCCUUUGUUUUAUUCAAUCCUUCUUACUUUGAUCAUUUUUUCCAUUAUUUGUCAUUUCUUUCUUUAUCUGUUUCUUUCUUUCUUUCAUAUUUCUAUCUUUCUUAAUAUCGUUCUUUCCUUUAUUCACUCGUUUCCUUUCUUUCUUCCUUCUUUCCUACCACCUUUUCUUCCUUUUUCGUUCUUUCUUUUGUUCUUUCUUUCGUUCUUUCUUUCUUUCUUUCUUCUUCCUUUCUUUCUUUCCUACAUUUUAUUCUUUCACAGAUAUUUUUGUACUUUUCCCUCUACCCCCACCACUUCCCGUUCAUCUCGCUUCUGUCUUUCUCUAUUCGACUGCUGGGCCCGGCCUGCUUGUCUCUUUUACAGACAGCUUCAACAGACGGAAGCGAGGGCCAGCUGUCCAGAUAGCAACGAGUCUGAUUGUGCGAACGAACGGCUAACCAAUCAAAAAGUGAGCCAACCGACCUACAGACCGGCCCACGUUCAUGCGUGGAUUAUGUUACUGUACACCGGGUACAGCCCCGGUGCACUUGUCUGGCUAGCAUGUAAUACGAGCUGUCUCUUUCGUUCUUUUUUUUUUUUUUUUUUUUUGUUCUCCUUCUUUGCGUCUUUGUAUUUUCUUUUCUUUUUUCAGUUUUAUUUUUCCGUUUUGAAGUUUUUCAUUCAUUCUUUCAAUGGUUAUAUGAUUCAUUGA